This is a messenger RNA of Carassius carassius (crucian carp), 3323 nucleotides long. RefSeq names its product transcription factor E2-alpha-like. The record is from RefSeq and is a predicted model, not a curated record. The coding region runs from base 632 to 2362 and encodes 576 amino acids. Lineage: Eukaryota; Metazoa; Chordata; Actinopteri; Cypriniformes; Cyprinidae. The transcript has 20 exons. Gene Ontology annotation, cellular component: transcription regulator complex. Gene Ontology annotation, molecular function: RNA polymerase II cis-regulatory region sequence-specific DNA binding; DNA-binding transcription factor activity, RNA polymerase II-specific; protein dimerization activity. Gene Ontology annotation, biological process: regulation of transcription by RNA polymerase II.
CGGUCUUUAACGGUGCGUCGUCUCAUUCCGCGCGCUAGUCUAGUACGGCGCAUUUUACAGCAAAAUCCUUCUCAUAUCACGAUAAAUUUAGAUAUACUAUUGUCCGCAUUAUUUCGCAGUUUAUUUAUGUUGAGUGUACGGUAAAUCUCAAAGUAAUCGCGUCAUAAACGCAGUCCUAGUUUUCUGGGCGUUUGAAAUCGGACACCGCUAUAACGUCUCCCCUCUGCGCGGACGGAUACACUGUUGCAGCUGACAAUGUGGACGGUGCUAAAAUGUCUCCUCGGAAGAUGAGAUGUUACAUUUGUAGCGCUCAGAAGAAUUAGAAUAUAACUCUAAACAGAGUUACAUUUGAGCGCGGUUACAUUGUAACAACUCUCGACGAGGACUGUUCGUGUUUCUUGGGAAAUAGGAGGCGUUUUACACCGUGAUUAAGCGGGAUCUGAGACGCGGAGGGGGAAAUUUUUGUCCCCCAACUUUUGUGUUUUUCCUCUCGGGCUGAAGCGCGUUUCUCUCCCGCUGGAUGCCGCGCGCUUGACGUGAGAAACGGAUCAUAAACCUGUUUGAGCUGAGAGAGAGAGAAAGAGAGAGACAUUUGAGCGAGAGAAGCAGAUCAAGAGCACACAGGACCAGGAUGGCGACGGUGGGGACCGACAUGGAGCUGAACGACCUGCUGGAUUUCAGUCUUUUGAUUCCUCUUCCUGUGUCGAACGGGAAGAACAGAGGCCCUACUUUACCCAGCAGUCAGUAUGUUUUGGAUGAAAGAAGUGGCUCCGGCUCUUGGGCUUCUGGAGAAGCGAACGGUCCCUCGUUUGGUGCACGGCUGUAUGGAGACGGCCAUCACUACCCUGAGCAUGACGGCAUGUACAACUUAGAGAUCGACGGGAAAUCUGAGCGAGGAUACCCCGUCACACAGCCGCAGCUCAUGAGCGCUGAUAUUAGCGAUGGUCUUUCUCCUCCGGGAAUGAAAGUCUCUUCUCAGUUCUACAGUCCUCAUCGCCGGAGGGUCGCUGACUCCAGUUUAGAUCCACUGCCCAAGAAGAUCCGGAAGGUUCCUUCUGGCCUGCCGUCAUCUGUGUCUUCGGUUUAUCCCGGUUGUGAGGACUAUAACCAGGAUGGCUCCGGAUACCCCGGAUCCAAAGCUGCAAACCUUUAUCCAGGCUCUUUCUGGCAGGAUGGGCUUCCGGAUCAUUGGGGACAGUCCAGUUAUCCUCCGGUCAUGAGUAACUCUCCUCACAUCGGUCAGCAGGCUCCGUUCCCCUCCAUAAACACACAGAAGCGCCAGCCUUUGCCCCUUUCACCGCAGAACUACCCUCUGCACGGGAGCGAGGUCAACUUACCCACCAGCUUCCACCCGGCGUCGGCUGGAUACGGCGUUCCCAACCACACGCCGCCCAUCAGCUCCACCGAGGGCAUCAUGGCAGUCAGCAGAGCUGGAAACCCAGGCAGCUCCGGCGCGGAGAUCGGGAAAGCUCUCGCUUCGAUAUAUCCCUCUGACAAUAACAGCUUCUCCUCGAGUCCCUCCACUCCUGUGGGCUCUCCUUCUAAUGUUCCUGCUUCUGCAUCUCAGUGGCCCAAAGGCUCUUCUCAGCCCAGUUUUGAGCCCGGACUGCAGGCUGCGAAUAAGAUGGAUGACCGUCUGGGUGAAGCGCUGCAUGUGUUGAGGAAUCAUGCAGUGGGCGCAGACAUGCACAGUUUACUGAGCGGACAUCCAGCUGGUGCUCUGGGCUCCAUCAGUCAGGCCUUCGGGCUCAUCAGCCGUCUGCCCGGCCUGAUGUCAAAUCACAGUGAUGAUGCCGCAGGCUUGCCACAGUCCAGUGCUCUUCUGCAGGGACACCACGCCCCCCACCAGGCUCCGCCCACUUCUCAGUCCGACACCUUUACCAGUCUUUCUCUGCCUCGUUCCUCCAGCUCUGAAAUAAAGCGAGAGGAUAAGGAAGAUGAUGAGAACCUGUCUAUUGGAGAUAAAUCAGAGGACGAGAAGAAAGACGGAAAAAGCCGCACGAGAACGAGUCAAGAUGACGAAGAAGAUGAUGAGGAUUUGCCGAUUGAGGUGAAGGCGGAGCGGGAGAGAGAGCGGCGCGUGGCCAAUAACGUCCGUGAGCGUUUGCGUGUGCGCGACAUCAACGAGGCCUUCAAAGAGCUGGGCCGCAUGUGCCAGAUGCACAUGAACAAUGAGAAACCUCAGACCAAACUGCUCGUCCUUCACCAGGCUGUAAACGUUAUUCUCAACCUGGAGCAGCAAGUGCGAGAGCGUAAUCUGAACCCGAAGGCCGCGUGUCUGAAGAGGAGAGAGGAGGAGAAGGUGACAGGAGAGCCGCAGAUGCUGACCGGUCUGGGUGGAGACGGACACGGACAUAUCUAACAUUCAGAUCCUGAUGUUGAGAAGCUCUCCGUCGACGUGGCCUUAUCUUCCCGUUCUUGUUCCAGAGUCCACACACACACACACACACACACGCAAACACACACACACAUUCGUGAUUUAUAUAUUAUAAACAGAUGUGUCGAAGACUCGCAUACACACAGUAACUUCCUCUGAACACAGUAUGUCCUCAUCAACACGUGCGAUCAUGGACCAUCGGUGGAAAUCAGCGUCUGCGGCCCGGACGUCCUGCUGUUUGAUGCUGUGAUGUUAGAUUUACAGUGUGCUGUUCUAGAGCACACACACACACACACACACACACACACACACACGAGCCUUUGUAUUCAACGCAAGGUCAAGCUCUGCCUCGGGAACAGAUUCCUGUAUUCUUUGUAGUUCAUGUAUUCAAGUUUGGCUUUCUUUUGUACCGUUUUGUGUUUAUGAUGUAGAGAGAGAUGUUCAGUUUUGAUGCGCAAUGUUUAUGGUUCUGUUUGGGGAUCGCCACUAAUGUGUGAAUCCCACAAAACCGCUCACAUUUCACCUCUAAAAAUAAAAGUUUUUUUUUUUUAAAGGAAUAUUAAGCCUGUUUUAUGGAACAUUAAGAUUUUUCAAAAAUCUUUAAAUUCUCAUUGUAAUGAAAAAAAUACAUUUAAAUGUAAAUGAUAUAUAAUAAUGCAUUUAUUGUGUGUCCUUUACGCUUAUUUAAAUUUAUAAAAAUUUUUUUUUUUUUUGCUGUAUUACAUUAUAUAACAAUACAAAAACAAAAACUAUAAACACUUGGACACGUUAAGAUAAUGGUGAAAACUAAAUUCUGUUAUAUAAAAUAUUAUACUAUUUUAUUUUAUUUUGAGGGGGUGAUAUAUCUGAACGUGUUUUUGUUUUUCACUCUAAUAUCUGCGUUCAUCCAAAAGAAAUGGAAAGAUUUUUAUUUUAUUUCAUGGAAAAUAAAGCCUGUUUUACAGAA